CAGAACUUUCUCGACAAGCACCUUCUGUCACCCAACUACUUACUCGCUGCACAACUUUCAAAAUGACGGUGCUUCUGUCGUGGCGACAUACGCCAUGGCUCGUCCUCUCGAUACUGUCUCUAGUCUCCUUUGUUUCUGCCCACAUGAUUGAAGUUACAGCUUCCAGGAAAGAGUGCUUUUUCGAAGACCUACACGAACAUGACCAAAUGACAGUCACAUACCAGGUUGGAGAGGGUGGACACCUCGACAUUGACUUCUGGCUAACGGACCCAGAAAACAUUGUUCUCACUAAGCACAUCCGUGAAAGCACCGGCACGACGUCCAUAACAGCUGAAAAGGAUGGCCGAUACGAGUACUGUUUCUCUAACCAAAUGAGCACGGUGGCAGACAAGAUGGUUAGCUUCAACGUUCAUGGUAUCAUAUACGUGUCAGAAGAAGCAGAUGUCACCGCUCCCGUUGAGCGCGAGAUCCGCUCGCUCGCUAUAGGUCUCACAUCUGUCAAGGACGAACAAGAAUAUAUCGUUGUUCGCGAGCGUAGACAUCGGGACACAGCAGAAAGCACCUGCGACCGUGUAAAGUGGUGGUCUGUACUCCAAGCACUUGUAUUGGUCGCGGUAGUCGCGUGGCAGGUGUAUUACCUUAAGAGCUUCUUUGAAGUAAAGCGCGUUAUAUAGUGCAUGGACUGGGGAAAUAUCAUACGCUCGCUUCUACCACCUCAGGAUGUGUCUCACAAUCAUAACACUCAUGCUCCAAAUGAAGGAUGGUACAUCCCUAGCUUUUCAGUGCUCAGCGGUCUUCGUAGCUGUCAGAAAGAUACAAGCUUCCAGUGAUACGGACGAUUUCCAACACGCUUCCUGUGGUUGCAGAACACAUAAUGGGCGCCUAACAAAAUCAUGGCAUGGCUGACCGGUGACCAUUGUCAUGCUCGUAAUCUGUCAUUCGCACAUUUUUCUCAAGUACUCAGAAAUAUCUCG
Suillus plorans is the source of this 974-nucleotide messenger RNA. Its product is annotated as COPII-coated vesicle protein. The record is from RefSeq and is a predicted model, not a curated record. Lineage: Eukaryota; Fungi; Basidiomycota; Agaricomycetes; Boletales; Suillaceae. Gene Ontology annotation, biological process: endoplasmic reticulum to Golgi vesicle-mediated transport; protein retention in ER lumen; Golgi organization. Gene Ontology annotation, cellular component: endoplasmic reticulum; endoplasmic reticulum-Golgi intermediate compartment; Golgi apparatus. The transcript is spliced from 5 exons. The coding region runs from base 63 to 674 and encodes 203 amino acids.